Messenger RNA from Saxophila tyrrhenica, 900 nucleotides. RefSeq lists its product as uncharacterized. The record is from RefSeq and is a predicted model, not a curated record. The coding region runs from base 1 to 900 and encodes 299 amino acids. The transcript has 3 exons. NCBI's taxonomy places the organism in Eukaryota, Fungi, Ascomycota, Dothideomycetes, Mycosphaerellales, Extremaceae.
AUGUCGAUCCUAGAUGGCAGCGUCGAGACGACGAAGGCUGAGCCUGGGUUCUUCAGUAUCCAGGACAGCGAUCUUACUUCACUCAAGGACAAGGUUGUCCUGAUUACUGGGGGCUCUUCUGGCAUCGGUUUGGCCGCUGUGAAAAUAUGCGUUAGCCUUAGAGCAAAGGUCGUUGUGGGCGAUGUCAACGAGUGCCCUGAGAAGUCGGACGCCGUGACGUUCCAGAAGGUGGACGUGACGGACUGGAAGCAGCAGUCGGCAUUGUUCAAAAAAGCCAUUGAGGUGCAUGGGGCAGUGGAUCAUUGCUUUGCAAAUGCAGGCAUCGGUCCCACGGACACCUUCACAAAAGACACCUUCGACUCCGCCGGCGAGCUCGAACCGCCCAACAUGAAAACCAUGGAGAUCAACCUGAACGGUCCGAUCUUCACCUCUAAACUCGCAUUGCAUUACCUCCGCAAGAACCCGGAAGGCGGAAGUCUAGUCAUCACCGCGUCCGCCUCCAGCUUCACGCCCUUCGUUGCCACCGACUACGGUGUCGCUAAGCAUGGUGCGCUGGGUCUGAUGCGGAAUCUCGACGCCAACUUGAAGGACAGCAACAUCCGUGUGAACUGCAUCACGCCACUCUGGACCGCUUCCGGCCUCGUGCCGGCGGAGAUGAUGAAGGAGCAUCUUGGCAUUAUCUCCCAGCCCCCGGAGGCCGCGGCGAGAAGUGCGUUGCUGUUGAUGGCGGACGGAGAGCGGAGGGGCCAGACGAUGUUCUCGAAGCGAAGCAUGUUCAAAGAGAUCGACAGUAUUGCUAUGAAGGCGAUGGUAGAGGCCGUUGCUCCUGGUCCCGGUGAUGUGCCGGCUGAUGAGGCGAAGGGGAAGGCGUUCAACGAGAUGUUCAGUAAAGGUUCAUGA